Oryctolagus cuniculus (rabbit) is the source of this 8703-nucleotide messenger RNA. RefSeq names its product WW and C2 domain containing 2 (gene WWC2). Gene Ontology annotation, cellular component: cytoplasm. Lineage: Eukaryota; Metazoa; Chordata; Mammalia; Lagomorpha; Leporidae. Gene Ontology annotation, molecular function: molecular adaptor activity; kinase binding. The record is from RefSeq and is a predicted model, not a curated record. Gene Ontology annotation, biological process: negative regulation of organ growth; regulation of DNA-templated transcription; regulation of hippo signaling.
CCGCCGCUGGGCCGAGCUUCCCGGAUCCGAGCCCAGACGGCGGCGGCUCGGGCGGCUCGGGCGCCGCGACCCUCGGCGGCCGCUGGGGGACGGGGAGGAGGAGGAGGAGGAGGAAGAGGCGGAGGCUGCAGCGGCGGCGAGGAGGAGGGGGGUUCGUUCGCCUGUUCCAACGCAGACAUGGUGGACUGACCCCCAGCGGCGCCGAGAGCAGGGUUUCCAGAGGCGUCCCCCGCCCGUAGGCCCGCCGCGCGCCGCGCCCCGCGCCCCUCAGCCCCUGGCCGGCGCCCGCGUCGGGUGCGGCGGCCGGGCGGGGCAGCUGCGUUUCCGCCGCGUCCCGCGCCCGGCCCCUAUGGAGGCGCCGCUCGCCGGCGAGGCCGCCGACCAUGCCUAGGCGGGCCGGGAGCGGGCAGCUGCCGCUACCCCGGGGCUGGGAGGAGGCCAGGGACUACGACGGCAAGGUCUUCUACAUCGACCACAACACCCGCAGGACCAGCUGGAUCGACCCUCGGGACAGGUUAACGAAGCCCUUGUCAUUUGCUGAUUGUGUUGGGGAUGAGCUGCCGUGGGGAUGGGAAGCGGGGCUUGACCCUCAGAUUGGUGUCUACUACAUCGAUCACAUCAACAAAACCACACAGAUAGAAGAUCCAAGAAAGCAAUGGAGAGGGGAGCAGGAGAAGAUGCUCAAGGACUAUCUCUCAGUGGCUCAGGAUGCACUCAGGACGCAGAAGGAGCUGUACCAGGUGAAGGAGCAGAGACUGGCUUUGGCCCUGGAUGAAUAUGUACGAUUAAAUGAUGCCUAUAAGGAAAAGUCAAGUUCUCGCACAAGCCUAUUUUCAGGAUCUUCAUCCAGUACUAAAUAUGAUCCUGAUAUUUUGAAAGCUGAGAUCUCCACCACGCGAUUAAGGGUUAAAAAGCUGAAGAGAGAACUCUCACAGAUGAAGCAAGAGCUGCUCUAUAAAGAACAAGGCUUUGAAACGUUACAACAAAUUGAUAAAAAAAUGUCUGGAGGCCAGAGUGGAUAUGAACUUAAUGAAGCCAAAGCCAUUCUAACUGAACUGAAGUCUAUCAGAAAGGCUAUCAGUUCAGGAGAAAAAGAGAAACAAGAUCUGAUGCAGAGUCUUGCUAAGCUGCAGGAGCGGUUUCAUUUGGAUCAAAACAUUGGCAGAUCUGAGCCAGAUUUGAGAUCCAGUCCUGUGAACUCUCAUUUAUCUCUCUCCAGACAGACCCUUGAUGCCGGGUCACAAACCAGCAUUUCCGGAGAUAUCGGAAUGAGAAGUAGAUCAAACUUAGCUGAAAAGGUCAGGCUAAGCCUACAGUAUGAAGAAGCCAAAAGAAGUAUGGCCAACUUAAAGAUUGAGCUGUCGAAAUUGGACACUGAGACCUGGCCUGGGGCGCUGGAUGUUGAGAAAGAGAGACUGAUGUUGAUUCACGAAAAAGAAGAACUUUUAAAAGAGCUGCAGUUCGUCACGCCGCAGACGCGCUCUCAGGAUGAGCUGGAACGCCUGGAGGCUGAAAGGCAGCGGCUGGAGGAAGAGCUGCUGCCCGUGCGGGGUGCGCCGAGCCGAGCUCUGGCCGAGAGAUUGAAAUUGGAAGAGCGAAGGAAAGAGCUGCUACAGAAACUUGAAGAAACUACUAAAUUAACUAGUUACCUGCAUUCGCAGCUUAAAAGCCUGUCCGCCAGCACCCUGUCCAUGUCGUCCGGGAGCAGCCUGGGCUCCCUGGCGUCCAGCCGUGGCUCUCUGAACACCUCCAGCAGAGGGUCGCUCAACUCCCUCAGCUCCAGUGAGCUCUAUUACAGCAGUCAGGGGGACCAGAUGGACGUGGACUAUCAGUAUAAACUGGACUUCCUUCUGCAAGAGAAAGGCGGGUACAUUCCUUCUGGACCCAUCACCACCAUCCAUGAGAACGAGGUGGCCAAGUCUCCUGGCCAGCGUGGACUGUGCGGGGUGGCAGCCACAGCUGCUGGCCACACCCCCCCACUGACCGAGGCCCCCAAGUCUGUGACGUCCCUGUCCUCGCGGUCCUCCCUGUCCUCCUUGUCCCCUCCUGGCUCACCGUUGGUCUUGGAGGGUGCGUUCCCCAUGUCCUCUCACGAGGCCACGCUGCGUCAGUUCACGGCCGACUUCGACGACUGUGAGCUGAGCAGCCGCUUUGCGGACAUCGGCCUCAGGGAAAAUCAGGUGCUGCUGGACGCUGAUUCUGGAGGAACGCCCCAGCCGGCCUCGGAGGACCCAGACCUCAGUGAGUGCCCCAGGGAGCCUCUGUGUGAAGGAGUUGCAGACGUGGAAAAAUCACUACCAAAAAGAAGAGGCAUCCACUUGCUUGGGGAGAAAACUGCUUGUGUGUCGGCUGCUGUAUCGGACGAGUCUGUGGCUGGGGACAGUGGCGUCUAUGAGGCUUUCAUGAAACAGCCUGGUGAACUCGAAGACGCUGCGUGCAGUGGAGAGGAUGCUGCCGUCGUGGAGACUGCCCAGGUGCAGAUCGGACUCAGAUACGAUGCAAAAAACUCGAGUUUCAUGGUGAUUAUAGCACAACUUCGAAAUCUUCAUGCCUUCUUGAUACCUCAUACUUCAAAAAUAUAUUUCAGGGUCGCUGUGCUUCCCUCCUCAGCUGACGUCAGCUGUCUCUUUCGGACAAAAGUCCAUCCGCCCACAGAAUCCGUUUUGUUCAGCGAUGUGUUCCGAGUGGCCAUCUCCCAAGCAGCCUUACAGCAGAAGACGCUGCGAGUAGAUCUGUGCUCUGCGAAGAAGCACCGGAGGGAGGAGUGCCUGGCUGGAACUCAGAUCAGCCUGGCAGAUUUGCCUUUUUCCAACGAGAUCUUCACUCUGUGGUACAACUUGCUUCCUUCCAAGCAAAUGCCUUGUAGACAGAAUGAAGAAGAAAAAGAGGAUUCCGUAUUUCAACCAAACCAGCCAUUGGGAGACUCUAUAGAUCUGGAUGCAGUGUCAACCUUGCUUGCAAGAACAUCAGCUGAGCUAUUGGCUGUAGAACAAGAAUUAGCACAAGAAGAGGAGGAGGAACCAGAGCAGGGGGGUCCAGAUGGCGACUGGCUAACGCUGCUGAGAGUGGCCGCCGCCGACAUUGUGGCUGAAGAUGAGGCUGCAGUUAAGUUGCUGGAGGGCAGUAGCUGCACCCCAGACUCCAGCUCACGAGCUCACGUUCCGGAGAUGAGUGAAGGCGGCAGUAGGAGAGGAAGCGAGAGUGCCAAAGACCCUGGGAGUCAGCCGCCGAUGGGGACGCCCACGCUGGUUGAUAAGGAGACGAACACAGAUGAAGCAGUUAGCGGGGGAGUGGCGGUUCGGCCCAAAGAGCGAAGUGGCCUGAGCCCGGGCCGGCCACCGCUGGCACGGAGCGGCAUGAUCGUACGCUCACAGACCUUCUCGCCGGGCCAGCGGAGCCAGUACGUGUGCAGGUUAAAUCGAAGUGACAGUGACAGUUCAACGCUGGCUAAAAAAUCCCUCUUUGUGAGAAACUCCACUGAACGGCGCAGUUUGAGGGUCAAAAGGACGGUGUGCCAGACAGCCCUUCGAAGAGCGGCGCAGGAGUGCCCCGUGCGCACAUCCCUAGACCUAGAAUGGAUCUGCAGGCUGGAUCUGCAGGCAUCUCUGACCCGCCAGAGUCGCCUCAAUGACGAGCUGCAGGCCCUCCGGGGCCUGCGGCAGAAGCUGGAAGAACUGAAAGCUCAGGGAGAGACAGAGCUGCCGCCGGCCGUGCUGGAGGACGAGCGGUUCCAGAAGCUCCUGAAGCAGGCUGAGAAGCAGGCUGAACAAUCGAAAGAAGAGCAGCAGCAGGGUUUGAAUGCAGAGAAACUGGCAAGGCAAGUCUCCAAGGAAGUGUGUCGGCUUCGUGGGCGGAGCCAGAAGGUGCCUCAGCAGGUGCAGUCCUUCAGGGAGAAGAUGGCCUACUUCACCAGAGCGAAGAUCAGCAUCCCGUCCCUGCCGGCCGACGACGUGUGACGCCAGCGCUCAGACCAUCUGCCUCCACCUGCUCGGUGAAAGAUGGAACGUUUGUCUUCUUUCUUCCUUUUUUUUUUUGGGGGGGGGGGGGCUGUGUGUGACGUAAUUGUCAAUUCUUGAUGGACUUUCAUUUCACGUCAUAUUUUCAACAUGUUAAUUUGUAAAAUACUUUGAAUAUAAUAUUUUGAAAAGAAAAAAAAAAGACUCAGCUAACAAAAAUGGGAUAAUGUGGCCCACAAAUGAGCUUGUGUGUGUACUGCCAGUGGGCUUUAUCUUGUCAAAGUGGAACGGAGGCAGGACCUGGCGUGUUUCCCCCUCCGCUGACUGCUGAGAAACCACUUGGGUCAGCGGCUUUUCCUAGAGCAGUGUUUGCUUUUCCCGGUUGUCCCCGGAGUCGCCAUCGGGUCGGCAGCGGCGCCACGGGCGUUCUUGGAGAGCAGCUCCGGGAGUCCAGUGUGACUUCCUGCCGCCCGGGUGGCAACACUUUGUCUCCUGGAAACAAGUUCCUUUUUGUCUAAAGAAGACGUAAACCGUGUGAGAAUAUCACUGAGAGGCGCGGCACCCCUGGCCCGCAGGAAGAGCCUGUGACGCUGGCGCUGAGGGCGGGAGGAGCGCGGGAAACCUCGCUUCCUCUGGAGCGGCGCCGCCCCGCGCAGCCCGCAUCUGCGGAUCCUCGCGAGCCUUCCCGUGUGGGCCCCUGGCUGGCCCCAGGGCGUCCCAGAGACAGCACGGGCCUACGGAAGGCUGUCUUGGUGGAGUCAGAGUUGCCAAAAAGAAGGAAGGGAGAUCAGGGGACGGAUUUCAGAGUCCCAGCCCCUCCCCUCCGUGCGGGCAUCUGCGGUUCAUGGUAGACAGGGAGGGGGGCCAAGGGGAGAGCGUUGAUGUGGGGCUGAAUUGUUUGCAAGAAGGAAAAAAUUACUCUAAAUGAACAAAUUCAGAAAUAUAAUAAUGUGCCCUCCUAAUAGAAUUUUAGCUUACCCAGCCCAGGCACUACUUAAAAAAAAAAAAAAAAAAAGUCCUCGAUGUAGCCCUGCCAGCUUAAAGGCUUCUAAAAUAUAUGUUAUUUAAACAACUUAAACUACCCUUGUUAUUCUGUCUGUUAUAUUAGAAGAAGCACAUUUUAGACAACUAUCUUACAUUGCAAACUAAACCAGUAAUUUUUAACAAUUCCAAAUCAUCGUAAAGGAACAGGCCCUUUAAAUAAGAAAGUGUUAAAAAGUCCCGUUUGUAAGUUAGAAUCCUCACUAGCAAAAAUUUUUACUGUCUUUAAAUUUACUGUACAUAUUUUAGAAAGCUCAUUUUAGCAGAAUCAAGGAUCAAAUUAAGCAGUUUCUGAGCCUAGAACUUUAUUUUUUUCUAAAAUCCCACCACUUAUAGGAAUAUACAAAUUUCUUGUUAGAUAGAACUGGACAUGACGUUGCUUUGAACAGAAACCAGCCUAGUGAAGCGACUGAGCACCGGCCUUCAAGGCUGCCCAGCUUGCUCUGUUAGAUGCCUAAGAAGAUCCAGUUAAAGAAUGCCAUUCGUCCUUGUUGAGGUCAAAUGUGAGAGACAGAAGUUUAUUUAAUGUAAAGUUAAUGAAGGUCAGCUGAUUUCAGCUUCUUAGUUUGACCGUGAAAAUGUUUAUAGAGUUAUGUGUAGUUGUACCGUACGAUUUUAUUUUCUUCAUUUAUUUAUUUACGGUAUUAUUUAUGUUCUGUUUAAUAUAUAGUUUGGUUCUGGCCAUUUUAAAUGUUCGACAUAGAAGAGGCUAUAUUGGAAUAUUUACAGCUUUAUAAGUCUCCAUCAGAUUAGCUGUUAACUUUUUGUAACACAAAAAGUUUCAGAUAAGUAUUAAAAAAAUAAAAUCUGUCUCGGGCUGGUAGUUAACAGUUGUGACCAAGAUGCUUUUGGUUUUAUUUUACAGAAUUUGCUCAUUUCUAACAUGAGAAACAAACUUACUUUAAUAUAACUUUUUCCACACUUUAAAAUCAGCAAUAGUGUUAUGUAUUUAUAGGCAGCUUUUAAUAAUACUGUCAUAUUUGUACUAACCCAAAUGAUUCACAGUGACAAAACAUUUUACUAACAUGAUCACAAAACCAUAUGGACAAAUACGAAUUUUAAUAUUAUAAAUGCUAUUUUUAAAAGGUAGGACUUAUUCUGCACAGGGUAAAAAGAAUGUAAUAUUUAGUCCUCAAUUUUGAAUUAUCAGUAUGUAAUUACAGUUUUGUAUAUCAGAAUCUUAAGUGUUACAGGUACAAAAAAGAAUAUGGCUAGCCAAAUGAACAAAGAUUAGCUGAAUCUCUGUAGGAUGCAAAUCAAAUAAACUUAAAAUCUUUGGGGUUUUUGCUAUUGCUUUAUUAUAUUGUAUUAAAUAUCAAAGCUCAGGACUGAACUAAAUACUUAAUCAGGUUAAAUUCUGAAUAUGUUUCUGUUUAAAUUUGUCUUGUUUAUAAAAGUAUGCAAAUACAUCAUGUAGAUUAACUUUGGUUUCUGCACUUUCCAUGUGUUUGUGGGUGGAAAAAAAAUCAGUGGUUUUUCUGUUUCUUAACAAAGAUACAUCUGCAUAAUACUUUAUUUUGCUGUUGUUUAUUGUUCACUUAAUUUCCCUAAUUGGCACAAGCAUCAGAGUUUACUUAAACCAUGGACCAAGCACAUAUAAAAUCUUUCAUGAACUUCCCCAGCCCAGCAGUUUGCUGCGAAUAGUUCCCGUUUAGACUAUGAAAUACGUCUGUUCUGCAAAUCAGACAAAGGGCUCUGGAACGUGCGCUCAGUCGGGGGACUGCUGAGCUGGCAGCACUCCCAGGAAGCCCUGUGCCCAUGCACACCCACCGGUCCCAACCGCGGCUCAGAGCCAGGGGCCGGUGGCAGUGUUGGCCAUCAGGCACAGAGCAGGGAGGAGGGGUUAGAUUCUAAGUGAAUCUUCCAAAAUGCAAGGUUGCCCUCCUGUGCUUGAAGGCGUGAAUGAGUGGGGCUGGCUUUUGGAAAGCCUCCAUAGAGGCACUGAGGAAAGGAAAUGGUGUCUCCCACGUCUCUCACUUCCAAAGUUUUUAAAGAACCAGCAGGCUUUUUGUUUUUUUAUGUACAAUCAGAUAUCAUGCAUUUUAAAUAUGCGAUGAGACCUUAGCUUAUGUCUAAUAGGUUAUUUCAAACACCUGAAAGAAACCAGUGGUUAGCAGUGGCAUUUCCAAUUGCCAAAAUAAUUCCCCUCCAUAUAAAUAAUACCUUCAAAGAUACAUACGCAUUUGAUACAAUGUUUUAUUUACCAGCUCUGUGCAGUCACUGUGCCUGUUUUAAAACUGAGAAAACUCACUCACAGUAAGGAUUGUGAUUGUAUUAAGUCUUGAUUGGUUUCCGUCUUUGAGAAGAAGGUAAAAGUGCUUUACCAGUCGUAGAAAGAAAUUCUAGUUUAAGAAGGUAAAUCCCCAGGGGGAGGGGGGCUUGCAUUUUGGAAAAGCAGGAGCAUAGUGAAUGGUGGCUGUGGAGCAGGAAGUCCUACCAAAUCCAGAGCUGAGCCAUCUCCUGAAGCCUGGAGAGCGCUGAUGCCUUCUGGCUUAGACUUUCAGGUUGGAGUUUUUCAUGGGCAGUUGUUGACGAAGAGCUUGCAAGUCUGCCACCGCGUAGUGGCCGGCAGCGAGCGGAGCCCGGGCGGAGCAGGCUGCACAGUGAAGCAGACACCCUCCCACGAGGAGGGAGAAGCCAGCACCCCAGCCCAGGAACAGGGCCUCCCCAAACUCCCACCGGGGCACAAUCUCCGGAAGGGUCUCGUCCCAGAACUCCUGGACCGUCACGUGGGCCACCCACGAGACCGGCACCAGGGCUGUGAUGCCUGACGUCCAGGACAGGAUUCCCCCCAGGACGAGCAGGCGCUUCUUGAGCUCUUGCUGGCUCUCUCCGAUUCUCAAGCAGUCCAGGCCAGACCCCGAGACCAGCAGGCCCAGGAACCCCAGCCCGUUGCACAGAAACAUGAAAAUCCUGGCGAUCCGGAGUUCAGCAGGCAAAGCCAGGAAAGAGUCGAAGCCCUUGCACUGCGUGCCCACUUCCUCCUGGACGACACAAGUCUGCCAGAGUCCCAGGGUCCAGUGUUCCAUCUCAUUUAAGUCCAGGUUGAGGUUCUUCCAGAGUGGCAGGUAGUUCGUAAGACAGGAUAAAAUCCAUCCCAGUAAAGAUAGUGAAAUUCCAGCAAACUGUGCUGCAGUUCUAAAUACUAAAGCCAUUAUGAAGCCCUGUGGGCUUUAGCAAAGCUAACUCCUGCCGUUCAGUUGCUGUGAAAAGAAGUGUGACACCUGUGUUAUCACUUGCCGAGUCAGAAAUAUUUUUUCGUUGUGUAUUUAGGAGGAUUCCUGCCAGAGUUGCUAUUGUUUGGUUCCAUGUUGAAUAGGUUUCCGAAGAAAGAAGAGAGGGAAAUAAUGCAAACCAGUAAUGCCAAGGUGUGGCCGAGACCGUGUUCAUGUCCUGUGGGCUUGGUUUUGUAGGAAGCAGUUUGUCACUGAAAUAAAACUCUUCAUUGUUAAGGUAUAAAUGGCUCUCAUGUUGUCCUCAGCCUUUCUAACAAGUCAAAGAAUUAAGUCUGAAUGCACAGGUGUUUAAUUGAUGGUUUUCAUUUAACUCCUGCUUUCUGUCUUGCUAAUUGCACCUGUCAGAUGUUCAUCUGUUGUAGUUCUCAAAUUUCAAUGUGUGUGUUACGAUGAUACUGGAUGUUAUCAUUUUUUAAAAAUAGAUUCAAGAAAAGUAUUUCUUAACCAAAUAAAUCAGUCUUACCAUAAAA